GGUAACUUUAGCACCAACAUUCCGUACUUCACUCUCUAGCACUGAGGAGUGGCCAUGGAAGAUCCUGACAAGAAGACUGAAGUGGUACUGCUGGCCUGUGGGUCCUUUAAUCCCAUUACCAACAUGCACCUACGGUUAUUUGAGCUGGCUAAAGAUUACCUUCAUGAAACAGGAAAAUACAAAGUAAUCAAAGGAAUCAUUUCACCAGUAGGUGACGCAUAUAAGAAGAAAGGUCUGAUCAGUGCUGAUCACCGAGUAACUAUGGCAAAACUAGCUACAAAAAACUCAGAUUGGGUAGAAGUGGAUGACUGGGAAAGCUGCCAGAGUGAGUGGUUGGAAACACUCAAAGUUUUAAGGUAUCAUCAUGAAAAGCUUUCAUCUCCUGAUCCCACAAAUAGUCUGGAGAAUGCAAUACCUUUAACAAAGGCAGGACGGAAGAGGAAACAGGAACCAAAUAGGCAUGGCCCCAUUAAGAAGAAAAAUCAGAAUCCAGAUAUAAAAAGUGUCCCACAGGUUAAACUGCUUUGUGGAAGUGACAUCCUGGAAUCGUUUGGGAUCCCCAAUCUGUGGAAGUUGGAGGACAUCACUGAAAUUGUGGAAAAUCAUGGCCUUGUAUGCAUCUGUAGGGCUGGAAACAGUGUUCAGAAAUUCAUCUAUGAAUCUGAUAUUUUAUGGAGACAUAGGAAUAAUAUUCACCUAGUGGAAGAAUGGAUCACAAAUGACAUUUCCUCCACCAAGAUUAGGAGAGCACUGCGGAGAGGCCAGAGUAUUCGUUACCUAGUGCCUGAUGCAGUUCAAGCAUACAUAGAAAAACAUAAUCUGUAUAGUCCAGAGAGUGAAGAUAGGAAUGCUGGGGUUGUCUUGGCUCCCUUACAGAAACAUGCAAGUGAUUCCAAGAACUAACAGGGAUUAUACAGCUUCUGCUAUAUCUGCUGUCUAAGGACGACAGUUCAGUGCAGAAAAAUGUUUCAUCUUUUUUAGU
Messenger RNA from Tinamus guttatus (white-throated tinamou), 982 nucleotides. Lineage: Eukaryota; Metazoa; Chordata; Aves; Tinamiformes; Tinamidae. The record is from RefSeq and is a predicted model, not a curated record.